Molecule: messenger RNA, 1489 nt
Organism: Phragmites australis (common reed)
Lineage: Eukaryota; Viridiplantae; Streptophyta; Magnoliopsida; Poales; Poaceae
Product: nudix hydrolase 2-like
Exons: 9
Coding region: 185-1255 (356 amino acids)
Molecular function (GO): NAD binding; NADH pyrophosphatase activity; ADP-ribose diphosphatase activity
Source: RefSeq, a predicted model, not a curated record
AGGCACACGCCGACUCCGCCUCGCUGGCCGACUCCGCCUCGCCCGCUCCGGUCGCUCGUAGCGGAAAACCGCACCGCGACCGCGAGCCGAGCGCCGGUGCGGCGUCCUCCAGUAGCCAAGCCACGCGGACGCGGCCUUGGCUGGCUUCUCCUCGCGAUAAAACGGAUGCUCGCUGCUGAGCCGGAUGGCCGCCCACUCGCUCUCCUCGCUCCCCAUCACGCGCUCGCCGCUCGCACGCCGCGGUCUCCCGGACUCCCCGGCGUCCCGAGGCCUCUGCUCCUCGCGCACGCGGCCCCUCGGCCUCCGUGGCCGCUCCCGCCGCGCGCUCCUCGGAGCAGGAGGCGGAGGGAGAAGACAGAGAGGUGGAUUGGGCUGCAGAGCCAUGUCAAGUUCCACGAAUUCAACAGUGGCCACGGAGCUGGCAGUGGCUGAGAGGAGUGGGAAUGUUGAGCCUCUACCUUUUGUCAAUGAUAAACAUGGAGGUAUCAUUGUUGAGAUGACGACUCCGAUGGAUCCUGAAGUGUUUUCAGCUUCCUUGAAAGCAUCGUUGGCGAAAUGGAGGGAGCAGGGAAUAAGAGGUGUCUGGAUAAAAUUGCCCAUCACGCUUUCCAACCUUAUUCCACCAGCAGUAGAGGAAGGAUUCUGGUACCAUCAUGCAGAGGAAACUUACUUAAUGCUUGCAUACUGGCUUCCAAACACAACACAUACGUUACCAGUAAAUGCAACCCAUCGUGUGGGGGUUGGAGCUUUUGUAAUGAAUGACAAAAGAGAGGUCUUGGCUGUCCAAGAAAAGAGCGGUGUACUUCGAGGCCUAGGUGUAUGGAAAUUUCCAACUGGAGUAGUUGAGCCAGGGGAAGAUAUAAACAUUGGAGCCGUAAGAGAAGUAAAAGAAGAGACAGGGAUUGAUGCAGAAUUUGUUGAAGUGCUGGCCUUCAGGCAGAGCCACAAAGCUUUUUUUGAUAAAUCGGAUCUGUUUUUUGUAUGCCUGUUACGACCACUUUCAUUUGAUAUUACUAAGCAAGACUCAGAAAUUGAGGCGUGCCAGUGGAUGCCAAUAGAGGAAUUUGCUGCACAACCGUUUGUCCAGAAACAUGAGCUCGUGAAGUACAUUCUUGAGGUCAGUUUGGCCAAGGUCGACAAAGAAUAUGCUGGAUUCUCACCAAUCCUCAUAAAAUCAGCAUUCACGGACAGACAAUCCUUCUUUUACUUGAACCGGAGGGACCUGGACAAAGCCUCAGGAUCCAGUAAUAUGUAAUACACAACAAGAUUGUUGAAAUCUCACUUGAUAUUGGAAUGGGGCUGAAGCUUCAUACUGGAUUAUGUUGUUCACCAAUUGGUAGCUUGGGCACCUGAUUUUGACCGUAUGUUGUCUCCCACACGUCUAUGAUUCAAAGGAUACACAGCUGUGCAAAAGUACAGAGAAAUUGUUGUACUUAUGAAUUUGUAUUGGUAGGCUUACAAAUAAUGCAAACAUCGUUGAACUAGACCA